AUGGAAAGUAAAGAAGGAUUUGAUGAAUUUAUACUUGAUUCAUUUCGAUAUAUUGGAGGAAGGAGAUAUCAUAAUGUAUUUGAUGCAAAAUAUUUCUUUCCAAAUGAUAUUGGAGAAGUUGAUCGUCUUCAAGGAGAACAUUAUUUAUAUCAACAUAUUUGGAAAGGAAAUUUUUCAUCCCCCGUUCAACAGACUUUAAGAAAGCCUGGUGCUACUGUUUUGGACGUUGGUUGCGGUCCAGGUUCAUGGGUGAUUGAUAUGGCAUGCGCUUUUCCAUCGACAAUAUUUGUUGGUUUGGAUAUUUCUCCAAUAUUUCCUUCUGAGAAAAAUCUACCUAAUGCAUCUUUCUUUCAAUCAAAUUUGUUAGAUGGUCUUCCAUUUCCGGAAGGUACAUUUGAUUUUAUUCACCAAAGAUUUCUCUCUACUGCAUUGGAAGAAUCUCAAUGGAAAGAUGAAGUAAUUUAUGAAAUUAUUAGAAAAACUAAACCUGGUGGUUGGAUUGAAUUUAUGGAAAUUGAAAGUUGUAAAUCCGAUGAUUUUUUUUCUCCAAAUUACCAUAAAUUACUUACUUCACUCUUUGAAUUUCUUGCCAAACGUAAUAUAAAUUUAGAAAUUUGUCCCAUUAUUGAAAAUGUUCUGAGAAAUAAUAAACAACUUAAAAAUGUUAAGCAUGAAAGACGUUCAGUUCCUAUUGGACAAUGGGGUGGAAGACUUGGUGAAAUAAUGACCAUAAAUAUGAUUAGUAUUUAUUUGGCUGCUAAACCUUCUUUGUCACAAUUUAUGGGGAUUACUCAUGAGGAAUUUGAUAAAAUGUUACAAUUAUGUCGUUCAGAGCUUGAUUCAAAUAAAUAUUGUUGGAGCGUUUCUAGGUAA
This is a messenger RNA of Diversispora eburnea, 873 nucleotides long. The record is from the annotation of a GenBank genome assembly. NCBI's taxonomy places the organism in Eukaryota, Fungi, Glomeromycota, Glomeromycetes, Diversisporales, Diversisporaceae.